AUUCCUCAAGAGCUGCGUGAUUUCGAAGAACGACGACGAGAAAGUUUGGUCAAUGAACUUUUUCGGUUCCUCCUUCAUCUAGCAUAUUCUGUUUUGUUUCCUCUCUUUCUCUCUUUCUCAGGCAAAUCUACCAAGAAUUCUUCGCUGGGUCUUGGCUUAAGAGUUAACCAAAAAGAUGCUAUGGUCAAGCCAGAGCCUAUUAGACAUAUCAUGACCGAUCGAGAAAAGCAUAAUUUGAGCACAAAAUUAGAGUCUUUAUUGGGAGAAUUGCCUGAAAACAUUUUUGACUUUCUUAAAGAGCAGAGUUCUAGUGAUGGUCAAAUGGGUGAGGAUGAGAUUGAGAUCGAUAUUGAUGCUCUAAGUCAUGAAACAUUGUACAAAUUAGGUAAACUUUUGGAUGACUAUUUGCUGAAGAAGCAGAAAAACCAGGCAAAAGCUGAAUCCUGCGAAAUAGAGCUUCUUAAUGAGUCAGGGUUUAGCAAUUCAUCAAUGCAGCCGUGUAAAGGUAAUGAUCAAAUUGAUGAGGUCGUAGAUAUAGUUGGUAGCAGUUACCCUCCAGUAGCAAUAGAGAAGGAGUUAACCCAUAGAAAUAGCAGAUGUUGUAGUUCCAGUGGAUCCAGUGGUGAAUCAGGCUCUUCUUCUAGUGCUAGUACCAAGGGAGCCGCCAUUUUUAGUGGAGCUGAUCGUAGUGUAACAGAGAAAAUGUAUGAAUAUGGAAAGAAUCUUGGCCUAUCAUUCCAAGUUGUUGAUGACAUAUUGGAUUUUACACAAUCAGCAGAACAACUGGGGAAGCCAGCUAGUAGUGAUCUAGCUAAAGGCAACCUCACAGCACUUGUAAUUUUUACGCUCGAAAAGGAGCCAAAACUUAGAGAUAUCAUUGAAUCUGAUUCUGCGAGACUGGUUCCCUUGAAGAAGCAAUCGAACUAGUAAAGCAAUACGGGGGAAUCGAAAGGGCACAAGAGUUCGCAAAAGAGAAAGCUGAUAUUGCAAUCAAGAGUCUCCAAUGUCUUCUUCAAAGCGAUUUCUGGUUAGGGCUUGAAGAUAUGGUGAUGUUUAAUCUAGAAAGGAUUGAUUAGUUUAACUAAUCCAAAACAAGCAACAUGAUACAUGACAGAUAAAUAUUGCAUGAAGUUGAAGCCUGUACCAAUAUAGAACAGCUUCUUAGGAUAUUAAUUGGUUCCUUGUCACUGGUUGUAUAUUCAUACAAGGCUUUGAGCUUUGACUUGAGCUCCUAGUUUCAAUGUCUUCAAAUUAUAAAUUUGUCUGAGAAAAAAUAAUUUCUCUGUUAAAUUAAAUUGAUGAACAAUAAAGUCUUUGUGGUCAUCAAUAUUAAGCUAAUAAACUUCUAUUAUGUAUAUAAGGAAACCUAUGUUAUAGGGGUUUCUCUUUUUCUUCUUAAAA
Gossypium arboreum is the source of this 1401-nucleotide messenger RNA. Its product is annotated as transcription factor GTE10-like. Gene Ontology annotation, biological process: plastoquinone biosynthetic process; isoprenoid biosynthetic process. Gene Ontology annotation, molecular function: prenyltransferase activity. The transcript has 6 exons. Gene Ontology annotation, cellular component: chloroplast. Bases 181 to 927 code for a protein of 248 amino acids. The record is from RefSeq and is a predicted model, not a curated record. Lineage: Eukaryota; Viridiplantae; Streptophyta; Magnoliopsida; Malvales; Malvaceae.